Molecule: messenger RNA, 1110 nt
Organism: Kwoniella mangroviensis CBS 8507
Lineage: Eukaryota; Fungi; Basidiomycota; Tremellomycetes; Tremellales; Cryptococcaceae
Exons: 2
Coding region: 1-1110 (369 amino acids)
Source: RefSeq, a predicted model, not a curated record
AUGAUAGGUGAUAUGUUAAAUUCCCGAAUUUGCCACAGUAAUGAGCCGGACGAGUGGGAAGAAGCCUUGGCGGAAGCGAUGGAACAAUGGGAAGGGCUGACGGAGGUCGGGGAGGAUCAGAGACGGAAUGGAUUAGAAUACGAUGGGCUAGGAGAAGAAGAGGGGAAGGGAAAAGGACAGGAAGGAGGAAGCCUAGAAGAUAUCAUCGAAGCCAUGUUAUUCAGUGAUUAUGAUCUUCCGCAAUCGCGAAAACGACAAAGUCCUCAAUCUGCGAGAUCUGCAAGACGAAAUUUGAGGAUUGAGACCCAUGAUUUACCCUGGAUACUUGAGGAUCAACAGUUAAUCAUUCAGAGUCCAAUCAAAGAAGAACCGGAAGUCAUAAUUGAAUCGCCGAAAUCGACCAUUCUCAAUAGGGCUCGAUCACUCUGGUCUACGCUCACUUCUAGAUUCGGUACUAGUGAUAGAUUGUACGUCUCUAGCUCUAGUGGACCGGUAGUACAAAAUGUCUGUACGAGGGAUCUACAACAGAAAUCAAAUCCUUACACAUAUCGAGAUUACCAUUAUUACUUGAAAAAAUCCACUGUCGAUUACUCUCCACUCAUCAGUACAUCACCUUCUUCACCGAUCAUCCAGACUCCUGAAACUCCCUCUGGUCAUAUUCAGUCGCCUUUGAUCAUAUUUACGCCCACAGGUAAAGCUCAAAUGCGUCCAAGGGCUUCUAAUUCUCUGCCACUUUCGCUCUACGAGCAUGAUUUGCACUGUGACGAAUGCGAAUUGAAGGCCAAGCUUCUCGCAGUGAAGGCACAUAUGGAGAAAAUGAAACGAUACAAUGACCAGCAGAGUAAGAAACGGGACGCUACAUUGCAUCGAGGAAGGAAAUAUCUGUCUAAGGAUAUAGACGCGAUCUGGGGUGUAAGGGUGGAUCGGAAUGGUUUCAAGUUUCAUCCCGCCUUCGCUGAAAUCUACGAUGAGAUGGAAUCGAGAGGAUUAACAUGGGAAAUCCAAGAGUUGCAGGAGGUAUGGGACAUACAUAACAGUUUGAUGGAUGACUUGGAGACAGGAGAAGCACACAAGGAUUUAGAGUUGAUGCCCCCAGGAAGAAAUAUUUGA